Zychaea mexicana is the source of this 2181-nucleotide messenger RNA. Its product is annotated as glycoside hydrolase superfamily. The record is from RefSeq and is a predicted model, not a curated record. The coding region runs from base 1 to 2181 and encodes 726 amino acids. Gene Ontology annotation, biological process: glucan catabolic process. NCBI's taxonomy places the organism in Eukaryota, Fungi, Mucoromycota, Mucoromycetes, Mucorales, Lichtheimiaceae. Gene Ontology annotation, molecular function: beta-glucosidase activity. The transcript is spliced from 10 exons.
AUGAUUUGUUCCUCACUAACGUCCAUCGCCGUAAUUGCACUCGCCGGGCUGGCCCAGGGUGCGCCCACUAGCAAUCUCCGAAGUUGGGAAGAAGCUUAUGCAAAGGCAGAACAAGUUGUCGACCAAAUGUCUCUAGAACAAAAAGUAGGCCUCACGACCGGUAUCGGUUGGGAAAAGACUCUCUGUGUUGGCAAUGUUCAUGGAACCGAGGAUCCCUACUUCCCUUCACUUUGUCUGCAAGAUGGACCUUUGGGCACAAGAUUUGCCAGCAACAAUACUGCAGGCGUUUCCGGUAUCAAUGCUGCUGCAACAUUCGAUCGCGAUUUAAUGUACAGACGCGCCGAAAUCAUUGGAAACGAAUCAAGGGGUAAAGGUGUGCACAUACAGCUUGGUCCUUCUGUUGAUCUUAUCCGUGCUCCUCAUGGUGGUCGUGGAUGGGAAGCCUUUGGUGAAGAUCCUUAUCUUCAGGGAGUUGGCGGUUAUGAAUUCGUCAAGGGCGUGCAAAGCCAAAAUGUGAUCGCAACAGCAAAGCAUUACAUUUUGAACAAUCAAGAAAUUAACCGAACUACGUCAAACUCAGUCGUUGAUGAGCGCACUCUUCGUGAAAUUUACGUCUGGCCCUAUGCACGCAUGGUAGAGGCUGGCCUCGGCUCCGUUAUGUGUAGCUACAACUUGUACGAGGAUAUUUAUGCUUGCGAGAAUGACUAUCUUCUGAAUACAGUCCUGAAAGAAGAAUUAUCCUUCAAAGGAUUUGUCAUGUCAGAUUGGGGAGCAACUCACUCAACUGCUCCUUCUGUUAAUGCCGGUUUGGAUAUGACCAUGCCUGGCGACAUCAUCAUGGGCGACGGUCUCUCGUGGUUCGGUCCCAACCUUACAAAAGCUGUUGAAGAUGGUGAUGUCAGCGAAGAGCGAGUCACCGACAUGGCUAUGCGUAUUGCAGCAGCCCAUUUCAAAGUUGGUCAAGAUAAGGACUUCCCCGAGACUUCGCUCGUCAGUUUCGAUCGUAAGAGCGAGCCCGAGGUGAUUGUCACAUCCGAUGAACAUAUCAAAUUUGUUCGUGAUAUUGGUGCAGCCUCCGUGGUGCUGCUUGCCAAUGAUGGUAUUUUGCCCGUAUCCUCAGAUGAUCUCCAAAAGAUUGCCAUCGUCGGUAGUGACGCUGCUGCCCCUAGCGAACACGGUGGCCUCAACGAGGUAGAAUGUACAGAUAUGGCAUGUAACGACGGAACCUAUGUUAUGGGCUGGGGCAGUGGUUCAGUUGACUUCCCAUAUAUUAUUUCGCCCACCGAAGGCAUUACCAACCGUGCUGGCGAUUCUGUUGAAGUUGUACACACAUAUGAUGAUUGGGAUACUGAAGCUGCCGCAGAGUUGGCAAGUGAUGCCGAUAUUGCAUUUGUAUUUGCCAAGACCGAAGCUGGUGAAGAAUAUCUCAUGGUUGAUGGCAACAAUGACCGUAAGAACUUGACCUUGUGGAACAAUGGUGAUAACUUGAUUCAAGCCGUAGCCGAUGCCAAUGAAAACACCGUGGUUGUCAUUCACUCUCCUGGUCCCAUCCUCAUGCCUUGGAUUGAUCAUGAAAAUAUCAAGGCUGUCGUCUGGCCUGGUCUUCCCGGUCAAGAGACCGGAAACUCACUUGCCGAUGUUCUCUUUGGUGAUGUUAACCCAUCUGGUCGCUUGCCUUACACUAUUGCCAAGAAAGAGGAGGACUAUGGUGCUCAUAUUUCAACAGAGUAUAAUAUCGAAUACAGCGAAAAACUCAAUAUUGGGUACCGCCACUUUGAUGCCAACGAUAUUGAGCCUCUUUUUGCCUUUGGUUACGGUCUUUCUUACUCUACCUUUGACUAUGGCAAGCUCAAGGUCAACACCAAGCGUGGCAAGCGUGAUACGUUGGCUACUGCCACUGUGUUUGUUAGAAACACUGGCGAUGUCGAUGGCGCAGAAGUUGCCCAGGCUUACAUCUCUUUCCCCGAGUCUGCUGGUGAGCCACCAAAGGUACUCCGUGGAUUCGAGCGCGUGUAUUUAAAGGCUGGUCAGCAACGCAAGGUCACCUUUGAGUUCACCGAGACCGACCUCAGCAUUUAUGAUGAAGAAUCUAGCUGCUGGGUUGUUCCUGAGGGAGAAUAUACCGUUUCUAUCGGUGCAAGCAGCCGUGACAUCCGUGAAUCAGCAACCUUUGAUCUGUAA